Lampris incognitus (smalleye Pacific opah) is the source of this 2764-nucleotide messenger RNA. RefSeq names its product RNA-binding region (RNP1, RRM) containing 3 (gene rnpc3). Gene Ontology annotation, molecular function: U12 snRNA binding; pre-mRNA intronic binding; protein binding. Lineage: Eukaryota; Metazoa; Chordata; Actinopteri; Lampriformes; Lampridae. The record is from RefSeq and is a predicted model, not a curated record. Gene Ontology annotation, biological process: mRNA splicing, via spliceosome. Gene Ontology annotation, cellular component: U12-type spliceosomal complex. The transcript is spliced from 16 exons. Bases 194 to 1738 code for a protein of 514 amino acids.
CCCCGCUGGCCGCUGUCAGGGAAUUCAUUCGAAACCGCCACGCGUUUCGUUUAGUUUGGGCUUCCGAUAUUCGCUGCGUGUCGACAGCGGCCCCCCUUUUGGGUCCGUGGCGGUGCUAAAAGCGACGCAGCGGCCGUCUGCGGCGACGAGAGUCGCGUUAGAGAGCUUGCGGAGUGCGGUAACGCGAAGUAAAAUGGACAAUAAUGAGUCACUGGUCCAGAGAAAGGAGGCUAAAACCCUGCUCAUCCGACAUUUACCAGCUGAACUGACCCCGGAGGAGAAAGAGGACCUCCUGAUGUACUUUGGAGCCGUGUCAGUCAGACAGUUCUCAGACAGAGGACCUUUGAAACAUGCAGCAUUUGCCACUUUCAGCAGUGAGAAGUCGGCAGCAAAGGCACUCAGCAGACUCCAUCAAUCAGAAAUUCUCAAGCACACGCUUGUUGUGGAGUUUGCCAAAGGCCAAGAUCAUGUCACAGUGUUAAAGGACCCACCUGUGUCAGACAGUGUUAAAACUGCUGAAGUGCAGAAGAGACCAGAGAAGAAACAGCCGCCACCCUUCCCCCUCAUAGAGAUGGGCAUUGCACCGAACCUGGGGUUGAAAUUUCAAGUAAACCCCAGUCUGAAAUAUUUAUACCCACCACCUUCAAAUGGAAUCCUGACAAAUAUAACGCAUGCCCUCAUCAGUGUACCAAAGUUUUAUGUUCAAGUUCUUCACCUGAUGAACAAGAUGAAUUUACCAUGUCCCUUUGGCCCGAUCACUGCCAGACCUCCCAUGUUUGAGCAGCCUCCUGUACCACCUGUCCCCAUGCCUCCUCCACUGCCACCAGAAAACCCUCCUUUACCAGAGGAGGAGAUGGAGCUGUCAAGUGAGGAGGAGUCGGAGUACGAGAGUGGAGACGACGAAGACACAAAGAGGAUUGCUCGCCUGAUGGGUCUGGUCAAUCAAGCAUGCAAGAGACCUCUGAGAACAAAAACUGUUUCCAAGAGAAAGAAGCCGAAGAUCAAGGAUCUUCUCUGUGUUCCUAAACCGGAUUCUCAGAGUGCAUCAGGGCCUACGCUGCAGCCCUCCGACGUGUUUGAGCAGCCCGUGUCUGCCACGUCAAGGAAAAUAGAGUUCCACCUUUCAGUUCCAGAAGUGGCAGCCAUACUGGAAGGAGGGGGCAAGAAUCAGGGGGCCGAUUCUGUCAUCGAAAGGAGAGAGGAGGACGAGAGGAAUCCCGUGGCGAGCAGCAGCCUGGAGGAGGCGGGAGAAGGCUUUGGGAAGCUCUUUCCCAGCAUCCAAGCCUCCCAGCAGCAAGAGGAGCACAGCGACGAGGAGCAGGACCUCCCCUCAGACGUCAUCUCCAGGAAGGAGCUGGAGAAGGGACGCCUUUCCAGAGAUGAGAUAAAAAGGAUGUCUGUGUUUAAAAGUUAUGAACCAGGCGAGCCGACCUGCCGACUGUAUGUGAAAAAUAUCGCCAAGCAAGUGGAAGAGAAAGACCUGAAGUACAUCUACGGGAGAUACAUCAACCCUUCAUCAGACGCUGAGAGAAACAUGUUUGACGUGGUGUUAAUGAAGGAGGGGCGGAUGAAAGGACAAGCCUUUGUCGGACUCCCCAGCGAGCGCAGCGCCGAGAAGGCCCUGCGGGAAACCAAUGGCUACGUUCUCUACGACAAGCCGCUCGUUGUUCAAUUCGCCAGAUCAGCCCGGCCCAAAGCCGACGCCGCCGACCCCAGGAGAGGAACAAAACCACGCUGAAGUCAACAGAUGUCGAGCCUUGAAAUUGUGACCCAGCAGAACCAUUUGUAUCCUUAUUCUGUCAUAUCCUUUGGAAGUAGACCUUUAUUUUGGCACUGAAGUGAUUUGUGUUUAUUUCUAAGCUGCUGGUGUUUUAAGUUGGUCAGAACGUAAAGGUACAAUCCACAGAGCAUCUGGAUGGUGUGGCGGUCUAUUCCGUUGCCUACCAACACAGGGAUCGCCGGUUCGAAUCCCCUUGUUACCUCCGGCUUGGUCGGGCGUCCCUACAGACACAAUUGGCCGUGUCUGCAGGUGGGAAGCUGGAUGUGGGUAUGUGUCCUGGUCGCUGCACUAGCGCCUCCUGUGGUCGGUCAGGGUGCCUGUUCGGGGGGGAGGGGGAACUGGGGGGAAUAGCGUGAUCCUCCCACGCGCUACGUCCCCCUGGUGAAACUCCUCACUGUCAGGUGAAAAGAAGCAGCUGGUGACUCCACAUGUAUGGGAGGAGGCCUGUGGUAGUCUGCAGCCCUCCCCGGAUCGGCAGACGGGGUGGAGCAGCGACCGGGACGGCUCGGAAGAGUGGGGUAAUUGGCCAAGUACAACUGGGGAGGAAAAGGGGAGGAAAUGCCCCCCCCCCCAGAAAAAAAAACUUCACGGUGUUGCCCUGAUGGAGAGAGAUGUCACGGUUCUCUCCUGUUGUCGGGCUACUCCGUGGGAGUGCACGCCAUUGCGGAUCGUACCUUUAAUAGGAUUAAAUGACGUGUCAAAAAAAGAAAAGAAAUGCAAAACACUCAACUGGAUUCAUCUCUGCACGAGUCCCGUUGAGAGUCUUGCGUUUCAUUUUUGACAUUUUGCUACCCGGGUGACUGAAAUGAAAUCUACUGACUUCAAACUGCAUUUUAUGACUGUACGCUGUCUUCAGUAAUCAGGGAUUUUUAACCUGAGAGGCUGUAAAGGUUUAUUUUAAACUUCACCUGACAUCAACUCUGAAUUGCAGGUACCUAAACCAGAGGAGAUGGAGAUCAGAUGUCUCUCGUUUACUUUUGUAAA